AUGUCCAAUUUGCCGGAACUUAUUGGUCUAUUUGCGAGACUCGCGUCGCAAAUUGAAAUAGAAAAUAGUGAAACCAGCAAUUCCGAUCAACCGGAUGAUGUUCUAGUGGCAGCUCUGAAUCAAUCACUCAACUUGAGAGAAUCAUCUAGGGUUAGGGUUUUGGACACUGCAUUGUCGUUGAUGUGCUUCACAGCGCCUCAGGUGCUUGACUCGGUAACUGAUUAUUCGGUGAAUACAAUUGUAUCGGUUUUAUCUUCAUCAGUAGAUUGUAAGGUCUUAAGGUUUGGUAAUGCAGAGGUUUUGCGAAUUGGUGGCUCAAUUUCAGCUCAUGACAGCGUGGGAGUGAUGGAAUCUUGUGCUGAUGUUCUGGGGAAAUUAAAAGAACAUGGUGGGUCUAUAAAGGUGAUUUUUGAUUGUCUAUAUAGUUCAAAAAUAAAGUUACACAUUCCUAUAUCUGUUGAAGGAAUGCUUUCUUGUUCAUUACUAUAUGCUGCUGUCAGAGUAGCUGCGAUGGCGACACAAUUCCGAUACACAAUGCAAGUUACGCCAGCUCUCUUUGUUCAAUCAACUGAUCGAAGGAGAUGUGCAAUAUCAAAAUUGGUGCAUUAUAUUCCAAAAAGAAUCUCCCUUGAGAACCAGGAAUUACAACUGAGGUUGCUAUUAUGGUACCUUGAUCCUCAAAUUCUUGUGGAAGAUGUAUCACAAGUGUUGCAGGAUGCUGUUCAGAGACCCUUUAUUUGCCUGAGUGAAGAACUCUAUGAGAAGAUGGAAUGGCGAUCUAUAAUUAUUUGUUUGGCACUUUCUCCACUGAUGUUUAUUGAAACCAGGGCUUUACUGCAUAGCUGGUUUCUUCUGACGGGACUAGCUUCUGUAUUAGAGCUUCAAGUUGAACUGGUUUCAAUGGUACUAGAUCUUCUUUCAAGACCAAUGUGGUGGGGUUUAUCUGCAGGAGUAGGAUCAAAGCUGCCAUUUUCACAUGCAUACUUUCUCUUCAAGCACCGAUUAUUCAGAACUUUGGCUGGACCUUUAUCAUGUGGUGGUUUUCUUGAGUUGAUUCUUAAAAUAAAAAAGUCUAUUUCGAGAAGUUGCCAGGCAACACUUGAACAUGUUGCAACAACCACGCCAAUGGUGGAUCACAAAUCUACAUGGGCCAUGGCAAUGAACUUCCCAGAUUGGUUUUAUUUUGCGUCUUUAUUAUUGCUGUCUGAAAAUAAUUUCAGUGACAGUUAUAUGUCUAGAACAGAUGAGGAUAAUCAACUGCAGGCAUCAUCUUUUUCAGCUGCUGCAGCUUGGUACAUUGCAUGGAUUCUAGACCCCGUUGGUGAAUCACUUCACAGUCUAUUGGCUGAGAAGUUGGAAAAAUUAUCAAGGAUCUUAAUUGGCAAGCAUUUGAGUUCAUAUGAACAUGAAAAAACAAGAGGUGCCUGUGAGAUAAAACUCAAGAAAGCCAAGCCUAAUGACAAGACGAAGGAUGCUUCUCAGCAGUAUACGUGCCAAACAAUUGAGCUUUGGCUUGAGGAGUUUCAAGAUGUAUACAUAUGCUACUAUGGUAAAUCAACUGGAAGUCCUAAACCAUAUGAAGCACAAAAGAUUGAUAUACCGAAUAAUGUGAUGUUUAGGAGGAUUACACUAGGCAUCUUGCUUGGGUGUUCUGGUUCCAUAAAUGAAGAUGGAUGUGAAUUGCUUCUUCAUUAUGCUGCAACUGGUACAAUACUACAGUCAACGGAAACUCAACAUGUACGACUAAAGCAUAGAAGAUGGAACUGUGACCGGCAAGAAAACCGCAUCACAUGUAUUGAUAAAUGCAGCAGAAAGGAGGCAGUUGCAGGUGCUUGUGUUGUUUUCCUUUUAACUGAUAUUGCAGAAAAUAUGUCAGAUUCGGUAUCCGGGACUCGAGAGAUUGCAGUAGGUUUUAUUUGCCAGAUCAAACUAAAGGUUGUUAAAUAUCUGCUUAAGUGUGUCAAGAGGCUGCUUCAGUUUGAAAUUGAUCAAAACAAUGGUGUCUGGGUUAAGGAUCUACACAGAAGAAUCUUACGGUGGAGACAUCAAGGAAAAGAUAUUUUUCAUGGUCACAAAGACCUCGAUGAUGCUAUUAAUGUGAUUGCUAGUAAGUUACCUUAUUCUUCUUCAUGAAGAAACAUUAUUUAUGAGUAGGCAAGCAGUU
Messenger RNA from Cynara cardunculus var. scolymus (artichoke), 2164 nucleotides. RefSeq lists its product as uncharacterized. The record is from RefSeq and is a predicted model, not a curated record. The transcript has 6 exons. Lineage: Eukaryota; Viridiplantae; Streptophyta; Magnoliopsida; Asterales; Asteraceae. Bases 1 to 2133 code for a protein of 710 amino acids.